Messenger RNA from Papaver somniferum (opium poppy), 1767 nucleotides. RefSeq lists its product as uncharacterized. The transcript is spliced from 3 exons. Bases 1 to 1767 code for a protein of 588 amino acids. NCBI's taxonomy places the organism in Eukaryota, Viridiplantae, Streptophyta, Magnoliopsida, Ranunculales, Papaveraceae. The record is from RefSeq and is a predicted model, not a curated record.
AUGGCAACACUCAAGGAUCUCGCAUCACCACAAUUGAACACUCAACCUUUGUGUAUUCAAUUGCACGAAGAAAUUGAGUUGAAACCAACUUUUCUCAACUCAUUGCCCAAGUUCCAUGGUUUAGCGGGGGAAGAUCCAAACCGUCAUCUCCAAGAAUUUCACAUGGUACUUGUAAGUGUGAAGCCAAAGGAAGUUGGAACCGAUGAUGCUAUGCUUAGAGCAUUCCCAUUUUCUCUUGUGGAUAUGGCAAAGGAGUGGUUUUACAGUCUCCCAGCAGGUAGUAUUACUACAUGGAACGGUAUGAAGAAACUCUUUCUUGAGAAGACAAUGAUUGAUGCUGCAAGCGAUGGAGCUUUAGUUGACAAGACACCCGCACAAGCAAGAGCUUUGAUUGAGAAUAUGGCAUCUAAUUCGCAGCAAUUCUCCACCCGAUCAGAAACUCUUUUUAAGAAGGUUAAUGAGGUUGGUGAAGCUUCUCAUAUGGAACAAAGGAUGUGUAAUAUGGAGAGGAUGAUGCAACAAAUUUCUGCAGUGAUUGUUCUAUCGCAUGAAAGCAAUAUGGAGCACGCAAAUGCUAUGUACCAAAAUCAGCAAAGGCCGAGGUAUGAUCCGUACUCCAACACAUACAAUCCGGGUUGGCGAGAUCAUCCAAAUUUCAGCUACGCCAACAAGCAAGCUGCAGCAAAUCCUACUUUCAAUCAACAAGGAGGCUAUCAAUUCAUGCAAAGACCACAACAAGAAACUCAAAGCACAAGUGUGGAUGAAAAAUUUGCUCUUAUGAUGCAAGGUAUGCAAGAGAUUUCAAAGUCAGUGCAAGGGUUCAACCAAUUCCAGCAGAAAUCCGAGAUGGCUAUGAGAGAUGUGCAAAACCAAGUUAGUCAAUUGGCUAAUGAUAUAAAUCUACUCAAAGCACAAGGGUCUGGAAAACUUCCUUCGCAACCGUUGAGCCAUAAAGAGAACGUCGAUGCUAUUGAGCUAAGAAGUGGGAAGCAAGUAAAUCAACCGACAACAUCAUCGGAGCACCAUGAAUCUGUUUUGGAGCACCAAGAGGAUGAAACAGUCCCUAACAAGGCUGAUUUGGUAACAAAUUUUAACUCUAAACCUCUUGUUUCUACUAAUGUCACUUCUCCUCCUUUUCCUAGUAGGUUUGCAAAGUCCAAGAAGGAGACACUAUACAAGGAUAUUUAUGAGAUCUUUAAGAAUAUUCAAGUGAACAUACCACUUCUUGAGGCGAUAAGGCAAGUUCCUCGCUACACAAAGUUUUUAAAGGAAUUGUGCACUAACAAGCACAAAUUGGUCGGUAAUGAAGUUAUGUAUGUGGGUGAGAAUGCUUCCGCGUAUCUUCAAAAGAAACUUCCACCAAAAUUGAAGGAUCCCGAUAGUGACAACCAGGAUACCGGUAUUAUUAUUCAACUUGCUGAUAGGUCCACUACUUACCCGAAAAGGGUUGUGGGAGAUGUUUUAGUGCAGGUUAACGAGCUUAUUUUUCCUGCAAAUUUUUAUGUUCUAGAAAUGAGGGAUGAAUAUUCACCCUCGUUUACACCUUUGCUGUUGGGUAGACCUUUCAUGAGAACUGCUAGAACUAAAUUUGAUGUCUUUAAAGGCACAAUAAGUAUGGAGUUUGACGGUGAACCCAUAAGUUUCAACAUCUUUGAGGCUAUGAAAUAUCCUAGUGACGUACAUUCCUGUUUUUCGGUUGAUGUGAUAGAUUCUUUGUCUCAACAAGUGUUUGAGUUAGACGGUGAUGCAUUAGAGAAAUCCAUAUGA